Botrytis porri is the source of this 1923-nucleotide messenger RNA. RefSeq lists its product as uncharacterized. Gene Ontology annotation, biological process: dolichol-linked oligosaccharide biosynthetic process; polyprenol catabolic process. Lineage: Eukaryota; Fungi; Ascomycota; Leotiomycetes; Helotiales; Sclerotiniaceae. Gene Ontology annotation, cellular component: endoplasmic reticulum. The transcript has 2 exons. The coding region runs from base 1 to 903 and encodes 300 amino acids. Gene Ontology annotation, molecular function: 3-oxo-5-alpha-steroid 4-dehydrogenase activity. The record is from RefSeq and is a predicted model, not a curated record.
AUGGAUCCCCGAACUAUCUGUGCAGCCUUCUUCAUUUUAGGGACCACAGUUGAUCUAGGUGGAACUUUGAUACCUUCAUUCCGACAGCAUUUCAUGAACUAUGGCAGUCGAGGGUUCACGCCAAAUCCUGAGAAAAGCACAUCCGCCCAGAGCAAGACUACGCGUCUAUUCGAAUACGUUGCAUCUAUACAGGUUCCCCAUACUUGGUUCACUCACUAUUAUAUUGUCUCCGUGGCCUCUUCCAUUUUCUGGGCGUUUCAAAUCAUCACACGUGGACCUGCUUUCAGAUUGCUUGCAUCGUACUCUCAACAAGAUGCGACAAAAUCAAUGACAUUUAAUCAGGUAACUUUGGCAUGGACACUCAUGGCUCUACAGGGCAGCCGGAGAGUGUAUGAGAGUCUUACGCUCACAAAACCUUCCCAGUCAAAGAUGUGGGCUGGGCUUUGGGCUAUUGGAAUUGCGUAUUAUUUGUUUAUGGGAAUUUCGGUUUGGAUUGAAGGCAUUGCCAUACUUGAUGCAACUACAAAUCCACUAGGUUCGAUAGACUUUUCGAAGCCCUCUUUGAAGACUUGUGUGGCAGUACCUCUAUUUGUGACUGCAUCUGUCUGUCAGCAUGACUGCCACAAGCACUUGGCAAGCUUGAAGAAGUAUGCUCUUCCCUCAAAUGCAUUCUUCCGCCACAUCGUUUGCCCUCAUUACACUAGCGAAUGCUUGCUGUAUAUUGCAAUUGCCAUUGCAGCCGCGCCUCAGGGACAGUUCUUGAACAGAACCAUAUUGACAGGGCUGUGCUUUGUAAUAUCAAACCUUGGAGUGACUGCAGAUUCAACAAGGAAAUGGUAUGCCACAAAGUUUGGUGUAGAUAGUGUAGAGGGUAGAUGGAGAAUGAUACCAUAUUUAUACUGAAAUACUCUUCUCGGCGUUUGGUGUAGAUAGUUGGAAGUAGAAACAGAGGUCGAUACUAUGUUAUAAGAUUAGGCCUCAGCGUUUGCCGAAUAUCCCUAACUUUGAACCUAGUUUCGAUACCUUGAGUACGUCCCGAUACGUAAGGCUAGUUCGCUCCUUUCUUUCGUAUCUACCAUCAAUAAUUUCAUCUUUAGACCGUAGAAGAUCCCAGUUUGCGACUGUUGUGGUAUUUAGGUCAAUUUCUGCUUCCGUCUCGGAUAUUCCAUGAUAGUAAUUUGUAUAUAGUUCAUCUGUUGUGAUCAACAAACUCCUUGGCUCCUGGAAAAUUCUCCACCUUGGCUGCUCUUCUCUUGUUCCAUCAUCUUUGUUGCCAUAGAUAUUCAAGCAUAAGCUUGCGCCUAAGCUUACAGUGCAGACGACUGGAUGAUAGGCGGCUCCAUCUUUAUGUGGCAUAAUUCCCUGCUUUGGCAGAUAUUCAUUGAUUAGGACAUGAUUCGGACGCUCAUGGGGGCUAUCACUAAAAAUAUGACGUGUUCCGGUUUCAUGCGAGAUAGGUAAGGAGAGGAGUCGAGAGACAACGGGAUCUGUUAGCCAUUUGGGCAGAGGAGCAUCCAAUAGAGUAUUCUUGGUCAAAUCAGAGGGCCAUGUCUGAAGACGACGAUGAGUUAAAUGCUUCCAUCGUGGUUUUGGGGCUGUGGCAAUCUGUGGGAAUCAAAAUGUCAAAUAUCAAAUCUCGAAUGGGCCCGGAAUCGACCUACUUUCUGCAGUAAUAUUUGUUCUUCCUCCUCCGUGAGAAAAUUAGGAAUAUAAGAAGCUUUUGAAGGGAGGGUCUUGAUUCGAGCUUCAUCAAGAGAUGUUGGUAAGGCUAACUGUGGAAUGUCCAUUUUGGAUAAAAAGGUAUCUUUGAGAAGUAGAAUUAAACUGUCCUGGGGUGAUAAUGUGAGAGUAUGUGUGAACUUUGAAGGAGAAAAGAUCUGGUGAAGAGAUGAGUCCAAAAAGAAUUUAUAAGGGAGGGGAGGA